Enhydra lutris kenyoni (northern sea otter) is the source of this 2670-nucleotide messenger RNA. Its product is annotated as protocadherin beta-2. Bases 214 to 2670 code for a protein of 818 amino acids. Gene Ontology annotation, molecular function: calcium ion binding. Gene Ontology annotation, cellular component: plasma membrane. The transcript has a single exon. Gene Ontology annotation, biological process: homophilic cell-cell adhesion. NCBI's taxonomy places the organism in Eukaryota, Metazoa, Chordata, Mammalia, Carnivora, Mustelidae. The record is from RefSeq and is a predicted model, not a curated record.
UAAUGUUUUGGAUAAAAUAAACACUCGGAAAGGACGCGGGGUGGCGCUGCAGCAUUAAAAGUAGAACGAAGAGAGAAAGCUGCCAGCCGGCGCUCCUUAACCCAGAUGCUGUGCUAAAGAAACAAGCAGGAAGGGGAGGCUUUCUAAGGUGUUUCCAACGGGAAAUCGGGGUCCUAGGCGUCUCCACUUAUGACCGUACCCGCAAGAUACUAGAUGAUAGAGUCCGCCACGACGCGAGCUGAGACUGGGUCAAGUUUGCUGGGAGACCAGAAAGCGAUGGAGGCCGGAGAGGGAAAAGAACGCUUUCUGAGACAAAGGCAAGUCUUUAUAUUCUUUGUUUUGCUGGGCAUAGCUCAGGCUGCUUCUGAGCCUAGGCACUACUCAGUGGCUGAGGAAACGGAGAGUGGCUCUUUUGUGGCCAAUUUGUUAAAAGACCUGGGGCUGGAGGUAAAUGAGCUAGCUGCACGAGGGGCUCGAGUCAUUUCCAAAGGGAAAAAAACGCGUUUCCAUUUUGAUAGGCAGACCGGGGAUUUGUUGUUAAAUGAGAAAUUGGACCGGGAGGAACUGUGCGGCCUUGCCGAGCCAUGCGUGCUACCUUUCCAGGUGUUACUGGAAAAUCCCUUGCAGUUUUUUCAGGCUGCGCUACGGAUUAGGGAUAUAAAUGAUCAUUCCCCGGUGUUCCUAGACAAAGAAAUAAUUUUGAAAAUUUCAGAAAGUGUCACUCCCGGAACUACUUUCCUGAUAGAACGUGCCCAGGAUUUAGAUGUAGGAAGCAACAGUCUCCAAAGUUACACAGUCAGCCCCAAUUCCCAUUUCCAUCUUAAAUUACAAGACAGUCCUGACGGCAUAUUACCACAGCUGGUAUUGGACAAAGCUCUGGAUCGCGAGGAACAAGCUGAGAUCAGAUUAACUCUCACAGCACUGGAUGGCGGGACUCCACCCAGGACUGGCACUGCCUUGGUUCGCAUCGAAGUCUUAGACAUCAAUGAUAAUGCCCCCGAGUUUGCAAAGCAGUUUUAUAAGGUGCAGGUUCAGGAAAACAGCCCCAUUGGAUUUCCGGUUGUCAUAGUCUCUGCUAGCGAUUUGGAUAUUGGAACGUAUGGAGAAAUAUCUUACGUAUUUUCCCAAGCCUCUGAAGAUAUCCGCAAAACUUUUCAAAUAAAUGCAAAGUCAGGAGAACUCUUUUUAACACAGAAACUGGAUUUCGAAUCCACUCAGACUUACACAUUAAAUGUUCAGGCUACAGACGGUGGAGGACUUUCUGGAAGUUGCGUGGUGUUUGUCCAAGUGAUGGAUUUGAAUGACAACCCUCCGGAACUGACUAUGUCAACAUUUAUCGAUCACAUCCCAGAAAACUUGGAGGAGACCAUAAUUGCUGUAUUCAGGGUUUCAGAUCCUGACUCUGGAGACAAUGGAAGAAUGGUUUGCUCCAUUCCAGAUGAUCUCCCUUUCUUCCUUAAACCUUCUGUUGAGAAUUUUUACACCCUAGUGACAAACACAGCUCUGGACCGAGAGACAAGAGCCGAGUACAACAUCACCAUCACCGUCACCGACCUGGGGACCCCCAGGCUGAAAACCCAGCACAACCUAACGGUGACGGUGUCCGACGUCAACGACAACGCCCCGACCUUCAGCCAGACGACCUACACCCUGCGCGUCCGCGAGAACAACAGCCCCGCCCUGCACAUCGGCAGCGUGAGCGCCACCGACAGAGACUCGGGCGCCAACGCCCAGGUCACCUACUCGCUGCUGCCGCCCCACGACCCGCAGCUGCCGCUGGGCUCGCUGGUGUCCAUCAACGCGGACAACGGGCAGCUGUUCGCGCUCAGGUCGCUGGAUUUCGAGGCGCUGCAGGCGUUCGAGUUCCGCGUGCGCGCGGCCGACCGCGGCUCGCCGGCGCUCAGCAGCCAGGCGCUGGUGCGCGUGCUGGUGGCGGACGCCAACGACAACGCGCCCUUCGUGCUGUACCCGCUGCAGAACGGCUCGGCGCCCUGCACCGAGCUGGUGCCGCGGGCGGCCGAGGCGGGCUACCUGGUGGCCAAGGUGGUGGCGGUGGACGGCGACUCGGGCCAGAACGCCUGGCUGUCGUACCAGCUGCUCAAGGCCACGGAGCCCGGGCUGUUCGGCGUGUGGGCGCACAACGGCGAGGUGCGCACGGCGCGGCCGCUGAGCGAGCGCGACGCCGUCAAGCACAGGCUGCUGGUGCUGGUCCGGGACCACGGCGAGCCGCCGCUGUCGGCCAGCGUCACGCUGCACGUGCUGCUGGUGGACGGCUUCUCGCAGCCCUACCUGCCGCUGCCCGACGCGGCGGCGGCCGAGGCCCGCGCCGACCCGCUCACCGUCUACCUGGUGGUGGCCUUGGCGUCCGUGUCGUCGCUCUUCCUGUUCUCGGUGCUGGUGUUCGUGGCGGUGCGGCUGUGCAGGAGGAGCCGGGCGGCGUCGGGGGGCGGCUGCUCGGUGCCCGAGGGCCCGUUUCCGGGCCACCUGGUGGACGUCAGCGGCGCGGGGACCCUGUCCCACAGCUACCAGUAUGAGGUGUGUCUGACGGGAGGCUCAGGGACCAAUGAAUUCAAGUUCCUCAAGCCAAUUCUUCCCAGUUUCCUUGCUCUAGGUGAGGAGAGGAUUAGUGAAGCAAACCCCAGUUUCAGGGAUAAUUUUGAAUUCAAUUAA